Puccinia graminis f. sp. tritici CRL 75-36-700-3 is the source of this 1239-nucleotide messenger RNA. RefSeq lists its product as uncharacterized. The transcript is spliced from 3 exons. Bases 1 to 1239 code for a protein of 412 amino acids. Lineage: Eukaryota; Fungi; Basidiomycota; Pucciniomycetes; Pucciniales; Pucciniaceae. The record is from RefSeq and is a predicted model, not a curated record.
AUGGACAAGUUCAAUCGAGUACUCCAUCUGAGUCGAUCGGUCCACUUCGACUGUACCAUCACCCUCGACCAACUAAUCAAUAUCCCACUCCUCAACGGAAGAUUCAAGAUCAAAUGGAAAUUCAACCAACCCACUCAGGAACCACUCUCAACAACAACCUCAACCUCAACAACAAACACCAGCUCAACACAAACAGCAACUAUCAACAACCAACAACAACAACCCAUCGAACUCAACAAUCACCCUCAUCAUCGUCAAGAAUCACAUCAACCCUCACCACCAACCCAGCUCAUCGAACUACCUAUCAAGGCUGAAGCCAGUGGAGCCACGGACUACCACGAGAUCAAGAACCACUCGGUCCACUUCAGGCAUGCCUUCCACUGUCCAAUCUCCAUCAACCUCGACAAACAGGCCGUCCUCCAGCCGAGCAUCCUGACGAUCCUCAUCAAGGAAGAACACGUCAACGAACUCGGCAGGAGGAUCGUCAGUCGACACGGCUCCAUCGACAUCGAUCUCAGUCAGUACACCCCUCUCAUGAACAUCAUCGAAGAAAACUCCACCCUACAUCCUACCCCAUCCGAACCUCACCAUCACCACCACCAUCACCAUCACCAUCAGCAGCAAGCCUCCAGUCGGAUCGAAAAGGCAAAGUUCUUGUUGAGGGAAUGUAAGACAAACGCCAGUCUCAAGCUGCAGAUCCAAAUGGACUAUCUCGGUGGUAUGACACCCUUCAAGAUAGCAAAGAGCUUGGGCACUGCAAUGUCUGCAACGAAUAUCAGUGGAACCUACCCGGAAGUCCAGAUGACUCGGGUCCCGUCACAGCCGGAUGACACCAGAUCGAGAUCAUCGAUAAUUUCCUCAGGCUCAAGCCAACACAAGUUCAACAUGACGAGCAACAAGCCGAGCGGGAUGAUGGCGAAACUGCCCGGGGGGUCGAUGAUGGGAGGAAUGAGUGCGACGCACCACCCCUCCCCACAGACGCAGCCGAUGGUCCAAGUCUCCUCCCACUCCGGACUGGCGGGACUGACCCAGGAGGCCCACCACGAGCAUCCCCAGGAUGUGACCUCCCAACUGGCGAAGGACGUCAUCGACGCUAUCUUCGCUAACCCCGCUAUCCUCACCUCUACCCACCCCGCGCCCUCCUCGACUAUCAAACAUCGGCGGGUGAUCCAUUCGACUCCUAACUCUCAUAAGAAAUACUCUACUAAACGCUCCAUCAAGUCUUCUCGCUUCUAUUAA